GAAAGAGAGGAAGAUGAAGUUUCGUCCCGCCGAGAGAAGGUAGUGAAGUUGAGAGUGAUUGCACCAUUCAAUAUUCAUCAGUUACGAGCUUCAGUUUUCAACUGAUUGGUGCAGCAGGGAGUCAUGGAUGCUAAUUCGUCUUCGUUUAAGAUAAUUUUGGGAUCGUCUUCAGUGGCUCGUAGGAAAAUAUUAUCUGAGAUGGGUUAUGAAUUCACCAUUAUGUCUGCAGAUAUUGAUGAGAAAGCAAUACGCAAAGAAAGGCCGGAAGAGUUGGUUGUGGCUCUUGCUGAAGCAAAGGCUGAUGCCAUCAUAUCCAAUUUACAAAAAAUUCAUACACAUGAAAAGGAAGCAGAACCAACAAUUUUGAUUGCUGCUGACACAGCAGAAGCCAUCUUAGGAAGACUCUCCAUUGAUGAUUUUAUGAAGGAUGCAGAGCCAACACUAUUGAUUACUUCUGAUCAAGUGGUGAUCUAUGAAGGUGUCAUCAGAGAAAAACCAGCCAGCAAGGAGGAAGCACGACAAUUUAUGAAAGAUUUUUCAGGAGGGCAUGCAGCCACACUUGGAUCUGUAUUUGUCACAAACCUCAAAACAGGAUUUAGGAAAGGGGAAUGGGAUCGAGUAGAGAUCUUUUUCGAUGAAAUACCCGAUGAAGUCAUCGACAAGCUGGUCGAGGAGGGGAGUGUGCUCAAUGUCGCUGGAGGGCUGAUUAUCGAGCAUCCUUUGAUUUUACCCCAUGUGAAAGAAGUGGUCAGCUUCCUUUCUUCUUUUCUAUUGACAAUGAUCUCAAGCUUUUAUUCAUACAUGGAAUCCAUCAUUUUGGAAAGAAGCAUCCAGCUGGUGAUAUGGCUCCCCUGCUUGCAUUCAUAUACUUGGAUCAUUGGUUGUGUUCCAUCUGAACCUUGAAUAAAAUAUUCCUAUAAUCCUCCUAGUGGUUUGAAUUCCAUAAAUAUGAAGUGUAUGUAGCAUGCAUGUACGUGCAUGAUAAUGAGUUCAUAUGACAUGAAUAUAUACACUCGUAGAUAUCGUGAGAUUACAUCAUAUUGAUAUGAUAGUUAAAAUGGUAUCUAGAAAAGGUUGCUCACUCUUAAUGCUUAUUGUGAAGGAGGGAAAAAAGAAAAGACAGCUAUACCGGUUAAUUUCGUGGUAUAAUUUUAAUUUUAGUUUUAGUUAUUAUUAUUUUUUUUCCCAAAA
Messenger RNA from Benincasa hispida (wax gourd), 1191 nucleotides. The record is from RefSeq and is a predicted model, not a curated record. Lineage: Eukaryota; Viridiplantae; Streptophyta; Magnoliopsida; Cucurbitales; Cucurbitaceae.